AUGAUCAGGAGCCAACGCUUCCGACGCUCCAAGUCCGGACUCCACGUCCACUGUGAGUCCUGCUACAGCCGGCGCUGCAGGGCCCGAGUGGAGGUCUCUGUGUCCUGUGCGGUCGUACCGUGCCGCCUGCUGUGCGGUGCCGUCUUCCACCUGUGCAAAGAGGAGGAGCACCUGCUGCUCUGCCCCAACGUGAGGGUCCCCUGCCUCAACGCCAAGUACGGCUGCCCGCUCACCAUGACCCGCUCCUGUCGGGGGGCACACCUGCAGGCCUGCCCGGCCAGCGUGGUCUGCUGCUCCAUGGAGUGGCUUCGCUGGCCGGUUGACAAUACCAGCCCACACCACAACAUAGCCCUGCAGGAGAACGUGCUGAUGAAGGCGGAUGGGAGGCAGGGGGAGGCCCUAGACAUAGCCAUGACGUUGGUCGAUCAGGACGACCUCUACUCUCGGCUGAAGAUGAGGCCCCUCUACCCGGAGCUGAUGGAGGAGGGGGAGGGGGAGGAGGAGGAGAAAAGGGAGGUAGAGCAAGAAGACAGGGCAACAGGAGGACUUGUUAGCAGUGUCCUCACAAACAAAGCUGCCGAUGGAAGUCCUCCUGCACCCUCCUCUGCAGAGAAGGGUGCUUGUUUGAGUGAGAAUGGUGUUGGUGAAGAAACUGCUAAGAACAAACCAGGGCAACAGUCCAGCGCAGGAAUUGACGUGGCGAAACACAAGCUGAUGGAGAUGAUGUUCAGCAUGGAGAAAGGUGGCUGUGAAGUGGCCCAGGCAAACCAGGGCAGUCCUGAACAAAGGACAAAUCCUGGGGAGAAGGGGAGGUCUCCAAGCAGAGAGAAUCCAAACAAGGACGGGAAAGAGCACGGAGUAGGAGAGAAAACAGCAGCCUCGGAUGAGAGAGAAGCAGUGAUGGGAGGGAGCGCUGGGGCCAAAACCGUUCCCCUGCCAGACACCAACAAGAUGGGCCUGGCGCCGUGGCAGGACGGGGUGCUGGAACGUCUGAGGGAAGAGGCCACCCCACAUGAGUACAAUAUGUACCUGGUGCACCAUGGGCGAAUGCUCCUCACCUUUGGGCAGAUUGAGGCCUGCACACCGAGAGAGAGAGACUUUGUCUAUGGAAGCCUGGAGCCCAUCCCUGUCCAGACUUUGCGCUCUUUCAAGGUCCCUGUCAGUUACCGCUACAAGCGACGGGUCCAAUUUUAUGACACAUCUGCGCGGGCCCAGAGCGUGACAUGCAGUGUGGACACGUCUGACCUCGAGGUCGGGGAAGAGAACUGGAACAGUGAUGAAGCAGAGGCCACUCUGCUAGGCUACGCAGAGAUAGAGGUCAUGGGUCACAAGAUCAGUGAGAGCAAGGGAACUGAUGGGCUGUAUGUGGACGUGGGAACACAAACGCACUCUUUUCGCACGGCACCAUUUAAACGCACCACUACCCUGGCAGAGGUGAUGGUGGACAGACCGCGGAAGCUUCAUCUCCAGCUGCAGGCUGAGAGUGUCACCAGCAGACACAACAAGGCCAGCUCCGUCUUCACCUUCCUCUGUGGACACACCUUCCACCGCAGAGAGUUCCCCACACACUUCAGGAAUGUUCACAGUGACAUCCAGACGUGUUUGAGCGGUUGGUUUGAACAGAGGUGCCCCCUCGCCUACCUGGGCUGCACCUACAGCCAAAGAAGGUUUCAGCCUUCUACACAUGAGGCCACCGUCACCUACAACCAGAAACUGAGGACUUUCAACCUGAGUCCUGCCCUCCCCGUGUCUCUAGAGGAGGCCUCCGUGCCUCUUCGAAGCUCCACAGAAAAGAGAGAAGAGACGGGAGGCGAUGGAGGAGGAAGAGGACAGAAGUCUCUGAGUGCCCUGCCCUAUGAGGUGCUGUGUCACGUGGCCAGUUUCUUAGACAGCCUGUCCCUGUCCCAGCUGGCCCUGGUGUCCCACCUCAUGAGGGAGGUGUGCGCCUCCCUGCUGCAGGAGAGAGGGAUGGUCACCCUCAGGUGGGAGAGGGAGACCUACUCACAUGGCAGAGCCAAGUGGAAAGCCAAAACAGUGUGGGAGUUCAGCCACCUCUUCUCCUCGGUGGAUUCGUGGCAUUUUGUAGACAUCCCCCCUAUGUCUUCACAUCUGAAAGUCUGUCCCUACUAUGAGAUCUCUCCGCACAGUGAGCCGGCUCCCCUGCCAGGCAUGAGUGAGCUGCAGGGGCUCCAACAGGAUAGACAGAGCCUGGUCCAUCAGUUCAUUGGAAACAGAUCAAAACGCUGAAGAGGACAUUUGUAUUUUCCUGUUGUGUCUAUAUUUAAAAUGUUUUUUCUUUCUGUACGAUUUGCAUGUAUAGGUCGUCAGGUUAUUGAUAUGUCAGUCUUCUGCAAAAUGGGCAUGGGAUGCCGUCAGUAUUGGGAUGAUGUUGUUUGUUGUAUUAGGAACCAUUCUUACAGUGGGUAAAUUGGGUAGCAUUGUACACAACAAAUAAACAACAA
Molecule: messenger RNA, 2462 nt
Organism: Lampris incognitus (smalleye Pacific opah)
Lineage: Eukaryota; Metazoa; Chordata; Actinopteri; Lampriformes; Lampridae
Product: F-box only protein 40-like
Exons: 8
Coding region: 1-2247 (748 amino acids)
Cellular component (GO): cytoplasm
Molecular function (GO): protein binding; ubiquitin protein ligase activity; zinc ion binding
Source: RefSeq, a predicted model, not a curated record